AUAAAAUGGUCCAUCUGAGGGAGUGACAAAAGAGGAAAGAGGGAGGGAAAUGUGGAGACGAGAGGGACAGAAGGAGCAAAAGUCAUUGCUUUUUUCAUGCAGUGCUCCCUCACUCCUUUCGUCCCAGCGACUCCAAGUGAGAACAACAGAUAAGGAUGCUGUUCUUCAGCUCCCUAUCCACCAUCUUCCUGCUGCUGCUUCUCUACCCCUCUGAGGUGCCUGCACAGGAGGUGAAACUGCGGCUUGCAGGUACAGGCCGCCGCGACGCCAACGAAGGGCGUCUGGAGGUGUUCUACAAUGGCGUUUGGGGCACAGUGUGUGACGACCAGGUGGAUCUGAACCUGGCUAAUGUGGUGUGCAGACAGCUAGGCUUUCAACACAGUUUAACCUGGGCGCACAGUACCAAGUUUGGUCAGGGACAAGGUCAGAUCUGGUUGGACAAUGUCAACUGCAGAGGCACUGAGCGCUCUAUUGCAGAAUGCGCCUCCAAUGGCUGGGGAGUCCAUGACUGUACCCAUGCUGAGGACCUGGGGAUCAUUUGUAGCCCCUUAAGGAGCAAUGGUGCUUCAGCAGGGGAGGCCCCUUCCUCCUCCAGACAUGAGCAGGGACAACCAAGACAGAGAACCCCGCAACGAGCAGCUCCGCCACCAGUCUCAUCUUACACCCCCUCUUCUCUCAGUCGAGGCCACGAGAUCGCCCUCAACCGCAACACGCCAUCUUCGCGCCGCAACAGGAUCUCGCCGCAGGAGAACGGCCAUGAGAUACAGAUCCCACGAAGGUAUAGAGGGCAAACACAUCCACAUGGGCAGCAGGUAUCGUCACAGCCGGCAAGCAGUACCAGCCAAAGGCGGGAGGAGGAGACGCCGAGAAGAGGACCACCUGCAUCGAGGCGCCAGACUGAGAGACAGUCGAACAGGCAGACAUAUUCCCCGACCCAGUCUGAGAGGUAUCAGCCAGAUAGCGGGAACCAUAUUGAACCAGACCCUGUUUAUCCAGAUAUGGGACUGGAGAUGGAUACACAGUACAUCCAGAGUUCUGACAGUGUUCAGCUGGCUGAGGCCCGACUACGGGCUGUGCUAUCCGGCAGCCGCGGCGGUCUGGUGACCGAGGGAGUGCUGGAAGUGAAGCAUGCUGGGAAAUGGCGUCAUGUGUGCAGUCACGGCUGGGACCUCAGCAGCAGCCGCGUCGCCUGUGGCAUGUUGGGAUUCCCUUCUGCCGAGGCGUUUGAUCAAAACGCCUACAGGAAACUGUGGGACUCCAAACUAGCAGAUCCAUCAUCCAGACUGGGAACACAGAUCACCAAGAAGGCCUACUGGGUGGAGAGGGUGCAGUGUCAGGGAGUGGAGGUCUCCUUGUCACAGUGCCAGGCUCAGCUGUCCCUCCGCAGGAGAGACGGUCCGUGCGCGGGCGGCAUGCACGCUGUCGUCCGCUGUGUCCCUGGAGCACAGUUUGCACGCAAUGGCCGACGAUAUGCAUCCCCCAUGUCGAGUAAUGUGCGUCUAAAGGCGGGGGCCCGCCUUGGCGAGGGUCGCGUGGAGGUUCUGAAAGAGGGCAAAUGGGGCACUGUGGCAGACCACCUGUGGGAUAUCACCGAUGCAAGCGUUGUCUGCAGAGAGCUGGGCUUCGGAACGGCCAAGGAGGCCCUGACCAGGGCCCAGCUGGGAGAGGGUUCCGGUCCCAUCCACAUGAACAGUGUACAGUGCACAGGCAUGGAGAGGUCCCUAACAGAAUGCACAUCCAAACCGGUGCCGCUCUACACCAUCAAGCACAGCCAGGAUGUGGCGGUGCGCUGCAAUGUCCCCUACACUGGCACACAGACCACGGUGAGACACACGUCCGCAAGUUACACGGGCCAAUCUACGGCAGUGUUCAGUCAUGCAAAGCGUAUUCUUUGCCUUCAGGUGAGACUGGCAGGAGGCAGAGACAAAUCCGAGGGCCGCGUGGAGGUGUGGAUGGAGGUCGGAGGAGUGAAGCGCUGGGGCUCUGUCUGCAGCGAGAACUGGGGCAUCAACGAGGCCAUGGUGGUGUGCCGACAGCUUGGCUUGGGUUUCGCCUCCAGAGCUCACCAGGAGACUUGGUACUGGGCGGGCUCCAGUGAUGCCCGUGAUGUGGUUCUGAGUGGAAGUCACUGUGGGGGCUCUGAGCUGUCCAUCCAGCAAUGUCGUAAAAACACAAAUGUCUACUGUCCCAGAGGUGGCGACGGCAGAGCCGCUGGAGUCACCUGCGUGGACACGGCUCCUGACCUGAUCGUAGAUGCCCAGCUGCUCCAGGAGUCAUCUUACCUGGAGGACAGACCCCUUCACCUGCUCUCCUGUGCCAACGAAGAGAACUGCCUCUCCUCUUCUGCUGCCAGGAUGAACUGGCCUUACGGACAUCGCCGACUGCUGAGAUUUUCCUCCCGUAUCAUGAAUACUGGCCGUGCUGAUUUCCAACCUCGGGCCUCCAGAGAGAACUGGAUUUGGCAUCAGUGUCACAGGCACUACCACAGCAUUGAGGUGUUUACCCACUACGAUCUGCUGACCCUCAAUGGAACCAGGGUGGCUGAGGGUCACAAAGCCAGCUUCUGUCUGGAGGACACCUUCUGCCCCGAUGGCCUCCAGAAGCGGUAUUCCUGCUACAACAUGGGUCAGCAAGGCAUCUCAGUCGGCUGCUGGGAUACUUACCGCCACGACAUUGACUGCCAGUGGAUCGAUAUCACAGACGUGCGACCUGGCGAAUAUGUCUUCCAGGUGGAGGUCAACCCAUCUUUGGAUAUGGCUGAGUCCGAUUUCAAGAACAAUGUGAUCCGCUGCAGGUGUAAAUAUGAUGGAGUGCGCGUUUACAUGUUCGGAUGCCAUGCAGGUGACGCUUACAGCGCUGAUAUCGAGGACUUGUUUGACCACCAGCGUCAGAUCACCAACAAUUUCCUGUGAAUGGAUGAUCACACAGAUACAGGGACAGAAGAACCAUUUAACUCCUCAGCACACCUCAACAUCACAAGACAGAAGAGGUCGAGAGACAGAAUAAAUGACAGGGCGAGUGGGAUUUUGGAGGGAAAGGAAGAAUUUUGGUACCCGGUGACUGUCUAUCAGUGGCAGUUCAAGUCAAAUGAUUGAAGGAGAAAUGUUGAGAAAUAGAAAAAAAGGAAAGCACGCAUCAAACAAAACAUUGACUAAUUUACAUUUUAUAACCAUUUGAAAUGAUUUGGAUUUCUUUUUUUCAAUAUAUAAAAAUUAAAACAUGACCACAGUACAUAAAGACAUGAAGGCACCACAUUGACACAGGUAACAACUGUCUGCUUGCAUUCACUUUCCAAUUGCAAAUGCAUUUUUUUACUGUUACACCUGUGUGCUUUUUGGUUUUGAAUGAGAAUCCACAUUUAUUUUUUUUAACUCCAUGGUGCUAUUUUGCCUUCUUUUAAUAAAUAUUGUAAAGUAUUGCACAUGUAUUGUCAUGUACAGUUUUAUAUUACCUCUCUGGAAUAAUGUUAGGUCUCUAAUUUAUGCAGAUUUUAUUGUACUUUUGAGUUGGCAUUGUCCGUGCGUGGCUGUGUUUUGUAUUGUUAAUUUUAUUAUGAGAGAUCAUUUACUUGUUUGUUCUUCACCUGUUCAACAAUGGUAACAUCAGAUGAGACCUGGAUGCGCCACAGUAGUGCGCCUUAAACAUUACUUAAAUUGUAGAGCAAGAAUAAACAUCAGAAUGACAAACA
Messenger RNA from Phyllopteryx taeniolatus (common seadragon), 3688 nucleotides. Its product is annotated as lysyl oxidase homolog 4-like. The record is from RefSeq and is a predicted model, not a curated record. NCBI's taxonomy places the organism in Eukaryota, Metazoa, Chordata, Actinopteri, Syngnathiformes, Syngnathidae. Bases 156 to 2912 code for a protein of 918 amino acids. Gene Ontology annotation, biological process: peptidyl-lysine oxidation. Gene Ontology annotation, cellular component: membrane. Gene Ontology annotation, molecular function: copper ion binding; protein-lysine 6-oxidase activity. The transcript has 14 exons.